GACUUACUGGUUGAGGACUUUGAGAAUUUGGCUACAAAGAUGUGGUAUUUGGAGUAAGUCAGAUAGAAACAGAGUGAGGACAAGAGAGAGAGAGAGAGACAGAGAGAGGGAGAAAAGAGAAAGUCAUUUAGCCAGAAGUUACCUAAAAGUGGGUGGGUACCUAAAGGUUACUUCAGUGUGACCUAAUAUUAACCUUAUGUUAAUGUUAUACUUGGUUUGUUUCCCAUUAAUCAGCAAAUGACACUCUGUUAUUUAUAUAAAUGAACUUUAAUUAACUGUAACUAACUAUAAAUUUACUUUAUUUCAACUUGUAUUUUGUACACAAUUUUUUCCUUCAUUGUGGCAAAGGCUGAAUGACCGUCAGUGGCACUAAACAGAGUCACUCAGAGUUUAUACUCAGAAGAGUAGUGUAUUUUUUGUUGGUGAACUUUUAUUUAGUAUAUAAACUGAAAGUACUUACUAACCUACUGCCCCACAUUUUCAUAACAAGAUGCUACACAAAUACCACUUUGUAAACACUCUCACCCUCAGGAAACCCUGUGUCCCCACAUACCAGUCUCCUUUCAUGAGUUCCUCUGUGUAGCGUGAUUGUUAGUCCUCCUCUUUUAUGUCGCUUUGGACAAAAACAUCUCUGUAUGUCUGUCUGCCCUGUCCUGUCACUUUAAAACAUGUUAAACCCAAAGUUGUAUCACCUGUUAGACCAAGUUAAGAACGCAUCUUGCACAAUCAAAAAACAAACUACAAACCAGCCCUCCAAACCAAAGCCAAAAAUUUUACCUGCUGCAAUCAUGUCCAUGCACAUAUAAAAUAUGUGUUUCCUUGGUAAUAAUGAAACCAGUCUAGUAGAAAAUAGAAGUGGGAGCAAGAAAAAAGUAAACCUCAUCAUUAAGCACUUAUGGUAAAUUAAAUGAAGCGGUAGGUUGGUACAGAGUCAUCUGUGAAAGAACAGUUCUGCAGCAGAGAGUGAAAGCCUUCAAACAACGCUGGCACCAAAGAGAGGUGAGAUACUUCUGAAUUCUGACUAAUGCUUAACUGGAAUUAUGAACAAUGCUUUUACUUUUACUUCAUUUUUAACUCCAAACUUAUCUGUGAGUCUCUUUUAGGCACUCACACACGUAGAUACUCACAUGCACGUGCGCACACCUACUGGCUUUUGUGUUUUGUAAGCCCUCCACAUAAACUUAAUGCUUUCCUACUAACCUUUUACUCUAACAAUAACCACUUGUUUAUUUUAUAAACUUGACUGAUCCCAAACUGGGGAAUUGUUGCAGAUCUGCUGCAGUAGGUGGUUCCUUAUUUAUAUAUUUAUAUAUAUAUUUAUUCAAAUCCUAACUCCGAAAUUUAUCUUGCAGCUCAAGAUACAUACACAAGGACUACGCUAUUCAAAAAUAGCUACAUCGAGGGCAACUUCAGUUCUGACCUGCGGCUACCCCAAUUAGGCCUUGUCCAAAGCCGCCAAAACCAACCAGAAAAACAGAGAGGAGAAUGGUAACAAAAGGAACAACAUUGUCAUUCCUUAUGUUGCCGGGACCUCCGGAAAACUGGAGAUCUGGUGGACGAGUUCUCCUUCCAAACAAUUCAACCCUCUCCCUAAAAACAAGACCACAGUUCCAUUUGAAAGGACACCCAGCCAAACAUGUUGCUCAGGUGACACCAUUGGUCCAUAGCUGUGGCAUCACUCCCCAUUCACACCUCUAACCUCGUGACUUUACAUUUUGACUGACAACCUAAACAGACAAGGUCUACACUAGUAUUUUCAAAACAAGUCCUUACACGUUUAGCUAUAUCAGGAAUAUGCAUGCACACAGUUUCAGACACACACACACACACACACACUUACAUGUAGCAAAACCACGGCAGAGACCUUGAAUCUGUUUACUAACCUGAAUGCCCUUCAGGUAGGACUGUCUAUGGACUCUAGUCAAGGCCAUUUCCCUCCCUCUCCUUGUCAAACACAAAUGCACACACUCACACACACACACGCAUGCAUGAAGUCCUAGAGAAAUCCUUUAACAGAUCUAACAGUCAUGGUUGUAAAGAUAUCAAAGUUUCAAUGUGUAAGAUGAGAAAUUAUUUAAUUGUUUUUAUAUUUGUUGAACAAAAAUGAAUUACAAAUAAGUUUGCCGUUGUUCAGUUGAUUGCACACUUCUCUAAAUGUUAGCCCUUACAUCAGGUGUAGAUCUUUUGUACAAAGUGUCUCAUGUUUGAUCAAAUGUUGACAGUGGCCUUUAGUAGAAAAAAACAAGCAUUUGUAUUUUAUAUGUGCCUAAACUGUUGCACUUUUGCUCAAACUUUUAGUACUUUUGACACAGGAAAUACUGAAAUUGUUUCCAAUUUUCUUAAUCACAUAGAUUACAGUGUUAUCUUGGAGGACAUCAGUGGUGAUAGGGUGAUACUGCUCCCAUAUUGUGCUCAACGAAUGAAGAACGAGAAAAGAAAAAAAAAACAAAACUUAGGUCCACCCUAAGGGACAGAGCAGGCAUAAAAACCUCCCACAUGCCAUCAGUCAUUGCACUUGGCUGCACUAACACAUGCAACACCUCACCUAAAAACUUUCAAGUGUUAGGCUGUCACUAUUCACUCUGUCUCCAGAAAUACACAGUGGUGUUGUACCCACAUCUCCUCUGACUGCCAUCGCUGUGAGAUCAGUUUCCUGCUCAGUUGGAUCAUCAUCAUCAUCGUCAUCAAUAUCAUCACCAUGAUAAUAAGCAUCGCACUGAUCUGGGCCGUAGUUGUUGGAUUUUGCUGCCUACUGUGGCUCGCCGUGGGAAUACGACACAGACAACCUGGUGAACCAGCGAUUGAAAAUGGCUUAAUCCCUUACCUGGGCUGUGCCUUACAAUUCGGAGCCAACCCCCUGCAGUUCCUCCGCAGCCGGCAGAAGAAGUACGGUCAUAUUUUCACCUGCAAAAUUGCAGGCCAGUAUAUCCAUUUUCUGUGUGAUCCCUUCUCCUACCACUCAGUCAUCAGACAGGGCAGACACCUGGACUGGAGGAAGUUCCACUUUGCCACAUCUGUCAAGGCCUUUGGUCAUGAUAGCUUUGAUCCCCGUCAUGGUCACACCACCGAGAACCUGCACCAGACCUUUCUGAAGACCUUGCAGGGUGAGGCCUUACCCUCUCUGAUAGAGACCAUAGCGGGGCAUCUCCAGGACGUCAUGCUAAGACCAGACACGCUCAGCUCCAAGGAGAACCAGUGGCAAGUGGAUGGCAUCUUUGCGUUCUGUUACAAGGUGAUGUUUGAAGCAGGGUAUUUGACACUGUUUGGUAAAGAGCUUGGUGAUGACAAGUGUCAGGCUCGACUGGCGGCCCAGAAGGCCUUAGUGCUCAAUGCUUUGGAGAACUUCAAGGAAUUUGACAAGAUCUUUCCAGCAUUAGUUGCUGGUCUGCCUAUCCAUGUCUUCAAGAGUGCUUACAGCGCCAGAGAGAACCUAGCAAAGACCAUGAAUCCAGAAGACUUGUCCAAAAGGCAUAAUUUAUCUGAUCUGAUCUCUAUGAGGAUAAUCCUGAAUGAUUCCUUAUCUACCUUCAAUGACGUGAGCAAGGCAAGAACUCAUGUCGCUCUGCUUUGGGCCUCACAGGCUAACACCCUGCCUGCAACUUUCUGGAGUCUCUUUUAUAUGAUCAGGAGCCCAGAUGCCAUAAAAGCAGCAUACAAGGAAGUUAACAAAGUUUUGAAGGACUCAAGACUAAAAGUUGACCCCAAUGACCCUACACUAAACCUGACAAGGAAUCAGUUGGAUAACAUGCCAGUUAUGGAUAGCAUCAUCAGUGAAGCCCUGCGUCUUUCCAGUGCAUCCAUGAAUGUGCGCGUUGCGAAAGAAGACUUUUUGCUUCACCUUGACAACCAAGAAGCGUACCAUAUAAGGAAAGAUGAUGUAAUCGCUUUGUAUCCACCUAUGCUGCACUACGACUCAGAAAUCUUCCAGGACCCCUAUGAGUACAAGUUUGACCGUUUCCUUGAUGAGAACGGUCAGGAGAAAACAACCUUUUAUCGAAAUGGACGACGCCUGCGUUAUUUCUGCAUGCCGUUCGGCUCUGGUGUUACUAAAUGCCCUGGCAGAUUUUUUGCCAUGUACGAGAUUAAACAGUUCCUCACUUUGCUGCUGUCCUAUUUUGACAUGGAACUGUUGGAUCCUGCUGUCAAAGUCCCCCCCCUUGACCAGUCCCGUGCAGGAUUGGGAAUCCUCCAGCCUACCUACGAUGUGGACUUUAGGUACAAGCUGAAAUCCCAGCAUUAGGCAUUCUUUGGCCAGCACAGUGACUAUAUUGUACAUAGUGUAUAUGUAUUUAAUAGUGUAUAUGAUGAUGCAUUUAGGUAUAUGUAAAUAGAAGGAAUUGCAUUUUUGUAUUAAUUUGCUAUAGAAGAACGCUUUUUUUUCCCCUUUUGAUGGUCCAAGGCAAAGCAGCAGUGAUUUUGGAAAUACAGUGACUGAAAUGUGUUAAUUAGUCAAUUUAAAAACAAUUCAACAAUUCAACAAUUGUUCUAGUUGAGGACAACUGUCUACUUGUUAAUGUUAACGCAGAUGCUAUGUGUAUCGUAUUUUAUACCACGGUGGUGAUAACUGAUGAUGUGACUGGACCAAUGCAGCCUCAACUUCAAAAUAAACAGCUUGAAAAUUCAACAAAUGAAGUGUUCUUACAAAUGUGCAUUACUGAAUACCUUAACUUUCGAUUGAAAAUAGUUACCGAUAGUCUGCUCCUGAUAAUAUAUAUAUGGGUUGUCGACAGUAUCUGAUCAUCUCAUUUAUUCUUAUAAAAUGAACGAAGCUCCUUCGCAUACUCUUCUUUAUCAGUACAUGUUGGACUGUAAUCAUAUCACCAACUGAUUUAGCUUUAACUCUUGGUGAAAGAUAGAGCUUCUGUCGGCCUUGGAGUUUGCUCUCUCUGGCAGAAACUACUCCCAGACUUGGUCAACGAGGUCA
Molecule: messenger RNA, 4924 nt
Organism: Cynoglossus semilaevis (tongue sole)
Lineage: Eukaryota; Metazoa; Chordata; Actinopteri; Pleuronectiformes; Cynoglossidae
Gene: cyp7a1
Product: cytochrome P450, family 7, subfamily A, polypeptide 1
Exons: 8
Coding region: 2699-4240 (513 amino acids)
Biological process (GO): bile acid biosynthetic process; cholesterol homeostasis
Molecular function (GO): steroid hydroxylase activity; iron ion binding; oxidoreductase activity, acting on paired donors, with incorporation or reduction of molecular oxygen
Source: RefSeq, a predicted model, not a curated record